AUGUAUUAUUUUAAAUACAAGAAAUUUGUUAUAACUUUUAAUAUUGUGAGAAAUAUGGCUACUCUUAAAAGAUUUUAUCGAAAAACAAAUAUAUUAUCAAGCAGUGGAAAAUAUGAAAUUACACUUGAUCAAAGAAAACUUAAAACACCACAAGGAAAAAUAUUUCAAGUGGAUAGUAAACCUUUAGCUUUAGCUGUAGCAACUGAAUGGGAUAUGCAAAAACAAAUUAUUGAUAAAAGCAAUAUGCAUUUGACAGCACUUUGUAAUACUGUGAUAGAUAAUCCUCACAACCAUACAAAAGAAGAUAUGGUAAAUUAUAUUGUAAGUUCUUUAGAGAUGGAUACAUUAUUAUUUCAUUCAAAUGAAAAUGAUGAAUUACAUAAAUUACAAACUGAAAAUUGGGAUCCACUAGUACAAUGGUUUUGUGAUAAUUAUAGAGUAAAUAUGAUAAAAACUCAAAGUAUAGUAGCCCCUACUAUAUCUUCAGAAACUAAAAUAAUAUUGACAAGACAUUUAAUGUCUUAUAAUUACAAUGCAGUUUAUGGUUUUAUGUAUGGAGUAGAUGCAAUCAAAUCUGUAAUUCUUACACUAGCUGCAGCAGAAAGAAUUAUUAGUAUAAAAGAAGCUGUAAAACAAUCACGUUUGGAGGAAAAUUAUCAAAUUUCUCAUUGGGGAUCUGUAGAAUGGUUUCAUGAUCAUAAUAAGUAUGAUUUACAAGCUCGUUUAGCUGCAGCUAUUUUAUUUGUGCAUUUGAAUUCUUAUUCUGUAUCGUAUCAACCAAAACAAAAUAAAAAUUAAUUGAAUGAA
Molecule: messenger RNA, 807 nt
Organism: Apis mellifera (honey bee)
Lineage: Eukaryota; Metazoa; Arthropoda; Insecta; Hymenoptera; Apidae
Product: ATP synthase mitochondrial F1 complex assembly factor 2
Exons: 6
Coding region: 1-798 (265 amino acids)
Biological process (GO): mitochondrial proton-transporting ATP synthase complex assembly
Cellular component (GO): mitochondrion
Source: RefSeq, a predicted model, not a curated record